Molecule: messenger RNA, 2458 nt
Organism: Manacus vitellinus (golden-collared manakin)
Lineage: Eukaryota; Metazoa; Chordata; Aves; Passeriformes; Pipridae
Gene: CHADL
Product: chondroadherin like
Exons: 4
Coding region: 1-2208 (735 amino acids)
Cellular component (GO): plasma membrane
Molecular function (GO): protein binding
Source: RefSeq, a predicted model, not a curated record
AUGAGGCUGUCCUGGGGGCUCCUCCUGCUGGCAGCAGCCCUGGGGGGAGCGGGUGCUGCCCGCUGCCCUGCACCCUGUGUCUGCGACAACCUCCGUGCCCACGUCCUGUGCCUCAAUGGGAGCCUGGUGGCCAUCCCUGACACCAUCCCAGAGCUCACCAAAAAGCUAGACCUUCGGGGCAACAGCUUCUCGGUCAUCCCAGCAGGAGCCUUCCUUGCCACCCCCUACCUCACACACUUAGACCUGCAGCACUGCAAGGUGGAGAGGCUGGAGGAAGGGGCUUUCCGAGGGCUGGGAAGGCUGGUCUACCUUAACCUGGCCUCCAACAGUAUAGCCCUUCUCUACCAGGAGUCCCUGGAUGGGUUGUCCUCCCUCCAGCAGCUCAUCCUGGAGGGGAACCGCAUUGAGGAGAUCCAGCCAGGUGCUUUUGGCCAUCUGGGGUCCCUCACUGUCCUUGACCUGAGGGCAAAUGCCUUGGUCUACCUCCCAGACAUGGUCUUCCAGGGUCUGCAGGUGCUUAGGUGGCUCCGGCUGUCCCACAACGCCCUCCAUGUGCUGGGAAGUGAGGCCUUUGCUGCCCUGCCUGCCCUGCGUAGGCUGAGCCUGGACCACAAUGAGCUGCAGUCAUUGCCUGGUGAGGCCCUGGCCAGGCUGGAUGGGGCUACCCGGCUGGACCUGGGCCACAACCCCAUCACCUACGUGGCCGAGGAGGCCCUGGCCAUGGCCUCGCUGAGGCACCUCUUCCUGGACCAUGCUUCCCUCCAGGACGUGGCACCGGACGCCUUUGCCCGCAGCCCCCAGCUGCGUGUGCUGGACCUCCGCGAAAACCAGCUGCAGGGGCUGCCACCCCUGGCUGGGGCCGGGGGGCUGGCGAGGGUCAGCCUGCAUGGGAACCCUCUGCUCUGCUCCUGCCUCCUGCGCCCCUUCCACAACUGGCUGGCGAGGGCACGGGUGCAGGCUGAAGGUGCCUGUGCUGCACCCCCUGCCCUCCGAGGCCGGCCCCUUGACUCCCUGAAGCCCCCUGAGAUGAGCUGCAGUCGCCUCUGGCCACCCCCCAGCCCCAGCAGACCAUCAGAGCAGCCAAGGGCAGCUGGCAGCAGGCGGUGCCCCCAGGGGUGCGUCUGCUCCCCUGAUUUCCAUCAUGGGUCCUGUGAGAACAGGAACCUACAGGAGAUCCCCCGGGACUUCCCUAGGGACACCCGCCUUCUCGACCUGCGCAGAAACACCUUCAGGACAGUGCCACCAGAUGCCUUCCCUGGCCUGGAGGAGCUGGUGUCCCUCCACCUGCAGAGCUGCAGCAUUAGGGCACUGCAGCCCGGGGCACUGCGGGGGCUGGAGAGCCUGGUCUACCUGUACCUCACUGACAACCGCCUCUCCACCUUGGCAGCUGCUGCCUUUGAGGGGGCCCCACAGCUGGCCUACCUCGACCUGGAUCGCAAUGCCUUCACCCGUAUGCCCGCGGGCGCCUUCCAGCUCCUGCCCAACCUCAUCUCCCUCCACCUGCGGCACAACGCCAUCGGGGAGCUGGCAGAGGGUGACCUGGCCGGAGCCAGGGGGCUGCGCUGGCUCUACCUCACUGGGAAUGCCAUCAGGCACAUCGCCCCUGCUGCCCUGGCUCCUGCCAAGAUGCUGGAGAAACUGCAGCUGGAGGGAAACCACCUGGUGGAGGUGCCCACAGCAGCCCUGCGGGGCCUGUCUGCCCUGAGUGAGCUAAAGCUGUCCCGAAACCCCAUCAAGCGCAUGGGGGAUGGUGUCUUCCUGCCAGUGGCCUCCAGUCUGCAGCACUUGUAUCUGGACAACAUGGGCCUGGAGCAGAUUUCCCCUCAUGCCUUUGCUGGCCUUGGUCCCAAGAUCAGAAGCCUCUACCUGGAGAGAAACAAAAUGAGCAACAUCCCCGAUAUGAGCAACUUCACGAGCCUGGAGAUCCUCAACCUGCAGGAUGUACCUUUCCACUGCGACUGCCAGCUCCUUCCCCUGCGCAGGUGGAUCAACAAACUCAACCUCCGUGUAGGGGCCACCUGCGGGUCCCCUGCAGAAGCCCAGGGGCUGAAGGUAAAGCUUUCCACCACUUUCCAAACCUGCCCUGGCUGGGGCCGAGGUGAGGCUGGGGAAGCCAAUCCUGAGAAGACUACGGCUGCAAGCAAGCCCAGCAAGAAAAAGAGAUCAGGAAAAUCUCCAGCCAGAGGCUUCAACAAGAGCAGAGCUUAAGGUUUCCUAAGGCGUGCAGGAUGUAACAGAGCCACACUCACACUCUGGUGAGAGCAGUUUUUUCUAGACUUGUCCCCACCAUGGAGAUAUGGAUAUUGCCCAAGGCUCAAAGGAGAGAGCCUGGUGCCACCAAAACAAUGCUGAUUUGCCAAAGAUGCAGCGCUUGGUGUUGCAGGAUACAGCGGCACGUUCCAUAGGGUCUGCAGCAUGCUUUGAUGACUCAAACAACAAAGUCAAAUACUUGCUUUUU